This is a messenger RNA of Ixodes scapularis (black-legged tick), 822 nucleotides long. RefSeq names its product trypsin beta-like. The transcript has 7 exons. Gene Ontology annotation, biological process: proteolysis. Lineage: Eukaryota; Metazoa; Arthropoda; Arachnida; Ixodida; Ixodidae. Gene Ontology annotation, molecular function: serine-type endopeptidase activity. The record is from RefSeq and is a predicted model, not a curated record. The coding region runs from base 1 to 822 and encodes 273 amino acids.
AUGAAGUUUGUGACGGCAGCCAUCCUCGUUGGAACAGUAGUCGGGCUGUCAAGUGCAAAAGGCGUUGCCCAACUGGAAAACGGUCUGGAAUGUGGACGACCAUCAAUAAGCGCUCGCAUCGUGAAUGGAACGAUUGCCUCGAUUGAAACGUUUCCCUGGAUGGUGAAGUUACAGAUUAAAUAUAGAGUAUGGAUGGGAUGCUGCGGAGUCAUACUCACCGCCAGGCACGUGCUUACGGCUGCACACUGCGUAAAACGGGACGGCAGUCUGGAGCCAUCGGAGAUCAGGGUCAGCUACGGCCAUUCCGAGCACGAAAAAGGACAAGAACUGUCUGUGAAGGCCCUCUACCGACACAGGCAUUUCAACGCCACAACGUACAAUCACGACAUCGCCAUGCUCGUUCUAAACACAUCUCUGACGCUGGGCCCGACGUCGAGACACAUCUGCCUUCCGAGCGGAAAUCACACCUUCGAUGAUCAAACGGCCAUCGUGGUUGGAUGGGGUUCCAUACACGAAAGUUCAAUAUAUGGCGCUUCAGAACUGAGGUACACGAGCCAGGUUGUAUGGCCAAGCGACAACUGCAGCGCAAAGUUGAAGUUCUUCAAUCACAAUACGCAGAUUUGCGCCUACGACCGCUACUCCGAUGCAUGUGUGGGCGACUCGGGUGGACCCCUGAUGAUAAAGAACGGCGAUGUGUUCGAACUGAUCGGCCUCGUCUCCAAUGGCAUUGGCUGCAAUCGACCAGAUAUGCCGGGUGGAUACACUCGGAUUACGCGCUACCUGAAAUGGAUAAAGAAGGCACUCAACCACAGUAACAGCUGA